Molecule: messenger RNA, 807 nt
Organism: Musa acuminata subsp. malaccensis (wild Malaysian banana)
Lineage: Eukaryota; Viridiplantae; Streptophyta; Magnoliopsida; Zingiberales; Musaceae
Source: RefSeq, a predicted model, not a curated record
UCAUCCGCAAUCUUAAAGCACCCUGGAUUGGAUCACCCGUCGUCUCGCUCCUUUCGAAAACCCUAAACGUUCGACGCGGCUACUGUUCUUCUAUCUCCAAAUGGCGUGGCGCGGAUCGAUCUCUGGAUCGCUUCUCGCUGCCGCGCGGUCCUACUCCCCCCGAUCGCCGCAUGCGGUUCGCCGACUCCCCUGUCCGCCCGUCGCCGGCCCCCGCCUCCAGCGCCGCCGCCUCCCCCUCUCCCCUCCCCGAUCUCUGGGAGAAUUAGGGUGCGCGCAGUCCUUCCUUCCACUUUACAGCGUGGUGGCCGCCCCUCGUCUCACCUCCCACCUGUCGGUCAGCGCGAGGGCGUGCUGUGAGCUCUCUCAGGGUACCUUCCGUCGCACUUGUCAAGAUCGCUAGUUAGUCCUCUCGCUGUCAAGUACCUGAAGGAAUUAGGAUCGCCGCAUGGUUGGUAAACGAAGGAUUCUUGAUAGGGGUUGUAUGAGAACCUGCUCAUGCAUUAACCGAAAGAUUUGGAGAAACUUUAAAUGGUCUCUUUGCUUGUGUCAAUGCAAGAAUAAGUGCGACUUUUGCUUCUGAUGAACAGCUGCUGGGGAAAUUAUGCUUCGCUGGUUUAAGUGGCACAUGCUUUCUUCAACUAGUGUUACAGUUAUAUGCAGUGUGCACAACCGAACUUGAUGUUGGUUGCUGCACUUAUUAUUACUUGUCAGCUGCUAUCCUCCAAACAAUUCCACUGCAAUUCAUGUAACAUAACAUUGUGCUCAUUUUCACUGUCAGUAGCAACCUGUAAUAGUUUACUUUCUAAA